Sorex fumeus (smoky shrew) is the source of this 1634-nucleotide messenger RNA. It is a transcript of the gene LARP1B, whose product is annotated as La ribonucleoprotein 1B. Gene Ontology annotation, biological process: positive regulation of translation. Gene Ontology annotation, molecular function: RNA binding. Bases 148 to 1131 code for a protein of 327 amino acids. The transcript is spliced from 10 exons. Lineage: Eukaryota; Metazoa; Chordata; Mammalia; Eulipotyphla; Soricidae. The record is from RefSeq and is a predicted model, not a curated record. Gene Ontology annotation, cellular component: cytosol; cytoplasmic stress granule.
CCGCCCGCCGCGAGCGGUUACCGGCCCCCGGCGCGCGCUCCCCGGGUCUCGGGCCGCGCUCCCGACGCAGAGCUCAGUUCCCCCAAAACCAUAAAGGCCGGGAAACUCAAGACAAAGAAAGCCACCAAGGCCAGUGAAUUCAGCGACAUGGCGAACUGGCCCACCCCGAGCGAGCUCGCCAGCACCGGGUGCCAGAGCGCCGUCAGCCAGGGCGGCCGGAAGCCGCAGGGCCGCAAGGAGAGAGACGACAAGGUGGAGAAGCGCAGUGAGAGCGGGAGCAAGGAGGCGCGGGAGGCCCGGCCCGAGGGGCCGGCGGAGAACGUCAGCGAGGACGAGGCACAGGCCAGCGGCCAGCGCAAGAGAGCCAGCAAACACCGGUGGGUGCCGCUGCCCCUGGACGUCGUGCGGCCCGACAGCCAGGAGCGCCCCGGGUCCCGCACCAGCUCGCGCUGCCAGCCCGACGCCGGCAGAGUCCCGCAUGGCAGCCGCAGGAACGAGGCGCGGAGUUGGAGGCGCGAGAAGAGAGACGAGCAGGACGAGGUCUCCAGCGUCCGGAGCGAGGGCGGCAACGUGCGCGGCUCCUUCAGGGGCCGGGGCCGCGGCCGGGGUCGGGGCCGGGGCCGCGGCCGUGGCAGCGCCCGAGUGAGCCUGGACUACGCGUGCGUGCGCGCCGAGGCGCCCUUCCCCGCCGAGCUGCACAGCACCAUGAUGUACUACUACGACGACGGCUCGGGCCUGCAGCUCUACCCCGUGGAGGAGGCGCUGCUGAAGGAGUACAUCAGGCGCCAGAUCGAGUACUACUUCAGCACGGAGAACCUGGAGCGCGACUUCUUCCUGCGCAGGAAGAUGGACGAGCAGGGCUUCCUGCCCAUCUCGCUCAUCGCCGGCUUCCACCGCGUGCAGGCGCUCACCACCAACCUCGGCCUCAUCCUCGAGGCGCUGAAGGACAGCACGGAAGUGGAGAUCGUGGAUGAGAAGAUGCGGAAGCGGAUCGAGCCCGAGAAGUGGCCCAUCCCCGGCCCGCCCGCCCGCGCCGCCCCGCAGCCCGACUUCUCCCAGCUCAUCGACUGCCCCGAGUUCGUCCCGGGCCAGACCUUCUGCGCCCACUCAGUCAGGGUGAGGAUCUACUGAGGCCCGCGCCGCCCCGAGCAGCCGCAGCGGAGGACCCGGGGCCCGGUCCCGGGCACACUGGACAGACCGCCACGGCCACCUGGCGGCGCCGGCCUGGAGGGGGAGAUGGCCGCCCCCGGCAGACAGGACUGCGGGCUUGCGGGGCCCUCCCGCACGGCCUCCCGACGCCUCCACGGAGCUGGCGGCCGGGGCGCGGGCGGGCGGCUGCCCCCCGCUAGUUCCCGCCGCGAGCCCGCCGACCCCAGGCCCGGCCACCUGCCCACGGGGGCUGCCAGGCCCCCCGCGCCCCCGCCUUGGGCAGGUGUUUUCAAAGUUGAAGCCAAGUGACAUUUUUUAGGAUUGUAAAAAAGAUGUAAUGUCUGUAUAUUUAAGUUAGAUAAUUUAUUCUAUAGCCCUUCCCGUCCCGCGUCGGAGGACUCGGGCUCCCCGGUCUGGGGGGCCGGGCGGGCUCUGGCGCCUGUUCCUUUGCCAUUUCUGCAUUCUUAAUAAAUUACAGCCGAAAA